AUGCGGGCGCCAUUGCCGGCUAUACCGCCUGCCGAUAAGCAAAGUGUAGGUUGUCCUGACAGCUCAGUGGAUAGUAGUAUACUAGAGUGGACAGAGAAUGCCCACAAUGCCACUUCAGUAGGAGGUCGUGGUAGCAAUAAGGCAGAUACAGCGAGUUUAAAGAGCGAGAAGAUAUCCCCUGGAUCUCCGGUGAUUGUUAUAAAACGGGACAAGACCACCUCGGUGGAGUUUAAUAGGAAUGCAGCGGCUAGCAGGAGGCCUUUGAAAAAAACCCUAAAACAUACCGAACCACAGCCUGCUUCGAAGUCAAACAUAGGAGACGAUCAGGCCCCAAGUGUAAGUGCAGAUGCAUCUGAGCGUAAGGAUCUAGAUUCAAAUAAAUCAAACAGUAGGGAUCUCGAUUCGGGCUCAGCAAAAACUGAGGAGCUAGUUGCACGUGUACCCACUAGAAGCAAAGAUCCAGUUUCUAAUAUUUGUAGAAGCAAGGAUCCAGUUUCCAACACAUUGGGAAGUAAAGGUCCAGUUUCAACGAUAUCCAGAAGCAAUAAGGCUCGAGUUGUUAGCGAUGGUGAGAAGAAGGGCAGAGUUCGCGGCUGGGUGAACCGUAUGGUUAGGAACAAGGCACCGGCAACUGCUGAGGUAGUUGUCAGGCAAGGUCUACAGAGGAAUCGCUCAGUUGUGUCACGCAAACAAGGCACACCGGUAUGUACUUUCGUAAAGAUGUGCGCGAUAUAA
Messenger RNA from Sphaeroforma arctica JP610, 735 nucleotides. RefSeq lists its product as hypothetical. Lineage: Eukaryota; Ichthyosporea; Ichthyophonida. The record is from RefSeq and is a predicted model, not a curated record. Bases 1 to 735 code for a protein of 244 amino acids. The transcript has a single exon.